ACACUUUUCUUUCAGGGAAGGAGAGUUACCGAGCUUCAUUAGUUUCCUAAAAGUUUAAUAACAUUGAUUGGGAAAAUGAAGCAGCAAUCUCUCUUCUCAUUUUCACUUCUCUUUCUCUUUCUCCACUUCACCAAAACCCUAACCCAGUCACCAGCUGCAGCUCCAAUACAACCACCACCACCGGCACCAUCACUCCAGGCACCCCCAUCACAACCACCAUCUGGGGUUCAAGUACCUGUAUCACGUGGCCCUCUGGACGUCGUUAAAAUCCUAGGAAAGGCGAGCCACUUCACGGUAUUCGUUCGCCUAUUAAAAGCAACUCAAGUGGAUACAGAGUUAUUUUUGCAGCUCAAUAACACAGACAAUGGCGCAACAAUCUUUGCACCGACAGAUGGGGCGUUUUCUGGGCUUCAAGCAGGAACCCUAAAUUCCUUAACCGAUGGAGAGAAGAUUGAGUUGGUGAAGUUUCAUAUAAUACCUACAUUUAUAUCAACUUCACAGUUUCAAACUGUAAGUAACCCUAUACGGACACUAGCCGGAACCGGUAAACGUUUUGCACUAAAUGUGACAACUGCAGGGAAUUUUGUUAACAUAACAACAGGACUCACAAAUACAACAAUAUCUGGUACUGUAUAUACUGAUAAUCGGCUUGCAAUUUAUCAGGUUAAUAGAGUACUGCUUCCUCUUGAUGUGUUUACUCCUAAACCUCCAGCUCCUGCUCCGGCGCCCGCGUUGGCACCGGAAAACCCUAAACAGGCAUCUCCAGUUGUGGAGAGUCCCACUUCUAAUAAUCCUAAGGAUGUUUCAGGUGCAGUAAGUUUAAUAGUAAAUGAUUAUUUAGUGUUGGAAAUUGUUGCAGUUGGUAUUGCUACUGCAAUGUCGUUUUGCAUCUGACGAUGCAUUGAUGAUCAUGGUGGAACGUUUUUCUUUUCUUUCCUUUUUUUUUUUUUUU
Molecule: messenger RNA, 952 nt
Organism: Jatropha curcas
Lineage: Eukaryota; Viridiplantae; Streptophyta; Magnoliopsida; Malpighiales; Euphorbiaceae
Product: fasciclin-like arabinogalactan protein 12
Biological process (GO): plant-type secondary cell wall biogenesis
Cellular component (GO): plasma membrane
Source: RefSeq, a predicted model, not a curated record